Molecule: messenger RNA, 708 nt
Organism: Saccharomyces cerevisiae S288C
Lineage: Eukaryota; Fungi; Ascomycota; Saccharomycetes; Saccharomycetales; Saccharomycetaceae
Source: the annotation of a RefSeq genome assembly
AUGAAAAAUAUUAAAAAAAAUCAAGUAAUAAAUUUAGGACCUAAUUCUAAAUUAUUAAAAGAAUAUAAAUCACAAUUAAUUGAAUUAAAUAUUGAACAAUUUGAAGCAGGUAUUGGUUUAAUUUUAGGAGAUGCUUAUAUUCGUAGUCGUGAUGAAGGUAAACUAUAUUGUAUGCAAUUUGAGUGAAAAAAUAAGGCAUACAUGGAUCAUGUAUGUUUAUUAUAUGAUCAAUGAGUAUUAUCACCUCCUCAUAAAAAAGAAAGAGUUAAUCAUUUAGGUAAUUUAGUAAUUACCUGAGGAGCUCAAACUUUUAAACAUCAAGCUUUUAAUAAAUUAGCUAACUUAUUUAUUGUAAAUAAUAAAAAACUUAUUCCUAAUAAUUUAGUUGAAAAUUAUUUAACACCUAUAAGUUUAGCAUAUUGAUUUAUAGAUGAUGGAGGUAAAUGAGAUUAUAAUAAAAAUUCUCUUAAUAAAAGUAUUGUAUUAAAUACACAAAGUUUUACUUUUGAAGAAGUAGAAUAUUUAGUUAAAGGUUUAAGAAAUAAAUUUCAAUUAAAUUGUUAUGUUAAAAUUAAUAAAAAUAAACCAAUUAUUUAUAUUGAUUCUAUAAGUUAUUUAAUUUUUUAUAAUUUAAUUAAACCUUAUUUAAUUCCUCAAAUGAUAUAUAAAUUACCUAAUACUAUUUCAUCCGAAACUUUUUUAAAAUAA